GUGCCUUUAAAUUGCUGCUUUCAGAGGGUGCAUCCAGGGGGAGGUGGGAGGGAGGGAAACAUCUUCCUAGCAGUCUCCCUCCUCCCUCCCUCUAAGACUCUCCAGGGUUUGGAGAGUGACUGCUACCCAAAGAGAAUCUUUUUUGGCUCCCUGGCCAGCAGGCUGAGGCCCUCCGCAGAGAGUCUGUAGGGUUAUCUUUGUCAGGAUCAUUUUCAGGGGAAUAGUUCUGGCCCUUGACUGGUAAAGACAGGGCAGAGGAGAAGAGGCAGAAGAGGAAAGAGAGCACAACUCCUAGCCUAGCCCCACGGGCUUCUUGAGGGCAGCCCAAUUUGGAGGAAGGCUUUGUACUUUUGGCGUUCACCCUCACCUUGGCAGCCAAGCUGAGAAAGGGCUCCAAGGUUCCCGUGGAAUGACAACUCUUGUUCCUGCAACCCUCUCCUUCCCUUCUCCUCUGGACCUGCCAGGGCAGGUCCUCCUCAGGGUGGCCUUGGCAAAAGAGGAUGUCAAAUCUGGGACCAAAGGGUCCCAACCCAUGUCCCCCUCUGAUUUUCUGGACAAGCUUAUGGGACGAACAUCUGGAUAUGAUGCCAGAAUUCGGCCCAAUUUUAAAGGCCCACCUGUGAAUGUGACCUGCAACAUCUUCAUCAACAGUUUCGGCUCUGUCACUGAGACCACCAUGGACUAUCGAGUGAAUGUGUUCUUGCGGCAGCAGUGGAAUGACCCACGCCUGGCCUACCGAGAAUAUCCUGAUGACUCUCUGGAUCUUGACCCCUCCAUGCUGGACUCUAUCUGGAAGCCAGACCUGUUCUUUGCCAAUGAGAAGGGGGCUAACUUCCAUGAGGUGACCACAGACAACAAGUUAUUGCGCAUCUUCAAGAAUGGGAACGUGCUCUACAGCAUCAGAUUGACCCUCAUUUUGUCCUGUCCAAUGGACCUCAAGAACUUUCCCAUGGAUAUCCAGACCUGUACGAUGCAGCUGGAAAGCUUUGGCUAUACCAUGAAUGACCUCAUGUUUGAGUGGCUGGAAGAUGCUCCUGCUGUCCAAGUGGCAGAAGGGCUGACUCUGCCCCAAUUUAUCUUGCGGGAUGAGAAGGAUCUAGGCUACUGCACCAAGCACUACAACACAGGGAAAUUUACUUGCAUAGAGGUAAAGUUUCACCUGGAACGGCAGAUGGGCUACUAUCUGAUUCAGAUGUACAUCCCCAGUCUACUCAUUGUCAUCCUGUCCUGGGUCUCCUUCUGGAUCAAUAUGGAUGCUGCUCCUGCCCGUGUAGGCCUUGGCAUCACCACUGUGCUCACCAUGACAACACAGAGCUCUGGCUCCCGGGCCUCUCUGCCUAAGGUGUCCUAUGUAAAGGCGAUCGACAUCUGGAUGGCUGUCUGCCUGCUCUUCGUGUUUGCCGCCCUGCUGGAGUAUGCUGCUGUCAAUUUUGUCUCUCGUCAGCAUAAGGAAUUCAUGAGACUUCAAAGAAGGCAGAGGCGCCAACGCAUGGAGGAAGACAUCAUAAGAGAAAGCCGCUGCUAUUUCCGUGGCUAUGGCCUGGGACACUGCUUGCAGGCAAGGGAUGGAGGUCCAAUAGAAGGUUCCAGUAUUUAUAGACCCCAACCUCCAGCCCCUCUUCUAAAGGAGGGAGAAACUAUGCGGAAACUCUAUGUGGACCGAGCCAAGAGAAUUGACACCAUCUCCCGGGCUGUCUUCCCUUUCACUUUUCUCAUCUUCAAUAUCUUCUACUGGGUUGUCUAUAAAGUGCUACAGUCAGAAGAUAUCCACCAGGCACUGUGAAUAUGAUGGGGACUAUAGAGU
This is a messenger RNA of Castor canadensis (American beaver), 1804 nucleotides long. RefSeq names its product glycine receptor subunit alpha-4. Gene Ontology annotation, cellular component: plasma membrane. The record is from RefSeq and is a predicted model, not a curated record. Gene Ontology annotation, molecular function: glycine binding; transmembrane signaling receptor activity; transmitter-gated monoatomic ion channel activity. Gene Ontology annotation, biological process: monoatomic ion transmembrane transport. NCBI's taxonomy places the organism in Eukaryota, Metazoa, Chordata, Mammalia, Rodentia, Castoridae.